AUCACUUUGUCAAUUACGAGGUAGACAAACAUGUCAGCGCCCAUGAAUUGAGAUGGCGAACGAAGACACAGAAGUUGAGCUUGUUUCAAGUAAAAUUCAGGAAAAUGAAGAGCUGGAAGAUCUUUCAAAUUUAUCAAAAGAGAUAUGUGAUUGUAUGUUCACAGGCAUUAUUAAAAAAGACAAAGGAUCUCCAGUCGCAAGUCACAGUUCUUCGUAAACAAUUCACUGUGAAUGCAGCAACCAAGCAUGGGGAAGGGAGUGCAACUGAGGAGAUGGAAAGAAGUGCACCUGGGCAGAGGAAAAGAAGUUUGUCCAGUACUACAACAGAUGGUCAUGGACAAAAAUUUCAAAAAAAGAAUAAGAAAAUGCGUAUCUUUGAUUUCAAUAAGUACAAUACAAGACAUGUAGCUUUGAGGAUAGCCUACCUAGGCUGGGAUUACCAUGGCUUUGCAAGUCAAGAAUCUACAGAUAAAACAAUAGAGGCAUAUAUUUUUGAUGCUCUGCAAAAAACAAGACUUAUAGAAGAUCGUGCUACAGCGAAUUACUCACGUUGUGGUCGAACCGAUAAAGGAGUGAGUGCCUUCAGUCAGGUCAUAACACUUGACCUCCGGUCAAACCUUUUAGAAGGAUGUGGGGUCAUCAAACGACCUGGUGGUACUGCAGCUGAUAGGCCAGGUGAUAAAAGUAAAGAAAUUGAGUAUGUACAAAUAUUGAACCGUGUCCUUCCAAGAGAAAUUCGUGUGCUGGCCUGGGCUGCCGUUGGACAAACUCUAAGUGCAAGAUUUGAUGCAAAAAGUAGGACCUACAAGUAUGUUUUUCCCAAGGGGGAUCUGGAUAUUGAGGUAAUGAAGGAAGCUUCCCAGAAACUUAUUGGUGAGCAUGACUUCAGGAACUUCUGUAAGAUGGACGUUGCUAAUGGCGUUGUCAUGUUCAAGAGACGCAUAUUGUCAGCUUCUAUAGAACAUCUUGACAACAGUGAUGGAGGUUUUCAGCUUUACGAACUCACCAUUACUGGAGUAGCAUUUCUUUAUCAUCAAAUACGUUGUAUAAUGUCUAUUCUCUUGCUCAUUGGUAAACGCAAGGAAAAAGUAGAGAUAAUUGAUGAACUCUUUGAUGUGGAAUCUAACCCUUGUAAACCUCAGUACAAUAUGGCGGUAGAUUACCCACUAGUCCUUUACGAUUGUUCAUAUGAUGACAUUCAAUGGGUCUAUGACAAAGAUAAUCAUCAGCACAAUAUAAGAAAAUUUCAGCAAAUUUGGACAGAACUGGUGAUGAGGGGAACUAUUGUAAAGAGAAUGCUGGAUGGAAUGGACAAUGCUUCUUUCCAAUUAAAUGAAAAUGAUGGUCAAAGUCCAGGGAACUACGUACCAUGGUGUGAGAUCGCAGAACCCAUGUUGAUCCAAAAUGAUUAUCUGACAAUGGGAAAACCAUCACAACAGCACAAACCACUCAUGCAACGGAAAAAAGGAGAAAGCUUGGAAGAUCGAAUUGAACAUUACGCAAAGAAGAGAAAGCUAAUUGUAGAAAAUUCAUCAGAUGAAACAUAACAAAUAUUAUACAGUGAGGGCUUCACUGAGCACACAAUUACAAAACUUUUUAAUAUGCAUAUAAAAAAACUUCAUAAAACAUUCAUAAAAUAAGAUUGUACAGACUGUAAUUCUAUGUCAAGCAAUUUCAUCCUGUGUUACUUACAUUUCUCAAUCUAUUAUCAUUAAUGUUCAAUGUAUAUCAGUGUUUUUCUACACAUACUGAAAAUAAAAUUUAAAGAAACCAUG
This is a messenger RNA of Anneissia japonica, 1775 nucleotides long. RefSeq names its product tRNA pseudouridine(38/39) synthase-like. The transcript has 13 exons. Gene Ontology annotation, biological process: mRNA pseudouridine synthesis; tRNA pseudouridine synthesis. The record is from RefSeq and is a predicted model, not a curated record. Gene Ontology annotation, cellular component: cytoplasm; nucleus. The coding region runs from base 105 to 1547 and encodes 480 amino acids. Gene Ontology annotation, molecular function: pseudouridine synthase activity; RNA binding. NCBI's taxonomy places the organism in Eukaryota, Metazoa, Echinodermata, Crinoidea, Comatulida, Comatulidae.